AUGCAUUCCUAAAUUAAAUAAUAAGAAUAGAUAAUAUAAGUAAAUAAAGGAUUAAAUUUACUGGUCAAAAUAAUAUAAAAAGAAUAAAAGAAAUGGGUUAGAUAAGAAAAUAAAUUAAUAAAAUAAUUAACUGCCUAUAGAAGAGUUAGAUUCUUGAAUGAGUUUGAUAUAAUGUAUUAAAUGAUAAAAUAAUUAAGUUUAUCCUAUUUAGGAGGAAGUAUUGAGAGGAAUUUUUGGUGCAUCUUUAAUAUGAUUUGAUAGAGAUAAAGGUAGAGAAAAAAUAAAAUGGAUAUUCAUUAAGAUGGAAUAGAAUUAUUGAGUAAAUUUGGUCCAUGGGAUGGGAUGAA
Molecule: messenger RNA, 347 nt
Organism: Paramecium sonneborni
Lineage: Eukaryota; Ciliophora; Oligohymenophorea; Peniculida; Parameciidae
Source: the annotation of a GenBank genome assembly